This is a messenger RNA of Sphaeroforma arctica JP610, 194 nucleotides long. RefSeq lists its product as hypothetical. Gene Ontology annotation, cellular component: RNA polymerase III complex; RNA polymerase II, core complex; RNA polymerase I complex. The transcript has a single exon. Gene Ontology annotation, biological process: DNA-templated transcription. The annotation marks the transcript as partial. The record is from RefSeq and is a predicted model, not a curated record. NCBI's taxonomy places the organism in Eukaryota, Ichthyosporea, Ichthyophonida. Gene Ontology annotation, molecular function: DNA-directed RNA polymerase activity.
GAGUCUUUGACCGAACCGGUGCCACAUCAUUGGCGGACAACUACGAGUAUGUCAUGUAUGGCGUCGUAUAUAAAGUGGAUGAGGAAAGGGACAAGCGGUCCAUCUUUGCGUCCUUCGGAGGCUUACUGAUGCUCCUGCAGGGCGAUCGCAGCAAUUUAGCGGUACUAUUCAAUGUGCCUCGUGAGAAAUGUUGA